AGUCGCAAAAAAAAAUCUCAACCUUUCGGAGGUUCACUAGGAGAGUAGGAGAGAAGGAUUUUAUGGACACGGUGAAUAUCAGUAUUGGAUUUCCCGCCUGGUCUUUUCAUGUUGAUCUCUACAUCACUAUGUCUUGGAAAUGAUAAGGGGAAAUCAGAAACUGAUAUGUGCUUCACAACGUUGUUGUUGUUCUGUCAGUUCAUUAUAAUUUAGUAGCCAGUUGCGGGAUAUCAGCGAAUAUCAGGUGGUUCCAGAUAUUUUCGAAUCUCUCAUCAUGAUGUGGACUCUGUCGAAAUUGUUGAUGUGCGUUUGUAUUUGGAAGAUUACACAAUGUCAAGGCCAAGGUUGGGUAAUUAAGGACCAUGGCUGCAGAACUCCAGACAGAGACAUCGGCGACUGCAGACCAAUAAUGCAGUGCGAACCAAUCACUAACUUCAUGAGAACACUCCUGAAAAGGCCAUUGACCAAGGAAGUGAUAAGUUAUCUCAACUCUCACACGUGCAGCUACGAGUCCAGCCAAGUGUGGGUCUGCUGUCCGCCUGGACCAAUCUCCUUCCGAGAAAAAGGCGACUCUGACUAUGCAAAUGCUGAACCUCCGGACGUUAGCCAACACAGGAAUUACCAUUUGCUUCCAGAAGAAUGCGGAUAUCUCGAUGCUGGAGACAGAAUACGAGGCGGUGUAAAUGCCAAGCUGAAUGAGUUUCCUUGGAUGGCACUCUUGUCAUACAAAACAGAAAGAGGUCCUGAUUUCAGAUGUGGCGGUACAAUCAUAAAUGAGAGAUAUAUUCUGACAGCUGGCCAUUGUCUGCAUAACUUGAAUUAUCCUUUAUUGGGGGUGAGAGUUGGAGAAUACAAUAUACAAACAAAAAUUGAUUGUGAACUCACUAGAAAGAAUGAACAAAAAUGCAGUGAACCUGUACAAGACCUAGUCAUCGAAGAGAUCCUGGUGCAUCCAGGAUUCAACGGAACUGUUAUACAGAACGAUAUUGGACUGCUGCGGGUAUCAAGAAUGAAUCUGACUGUUGCGAAUGUGAGACCCGUCUGCUUGCCAGUAGAUACUGCCAGGGGAACAGACUUGAACGGGAAGCAAAUUAUAGUCACUGGUUGGGGAGCUGAUGCAACAGGUCACACCAGCAUGAUCCUGCAGAAAGUCGAGCUUCCCAUUGUUGAUCUGACGGAGUGCCAAAACAUCUACAAGGCGGAGAAUCGAGCCAAAAUCAGCAUAAAACAAUUGUGCGCUGGUGGCAGAAACAGAAAGGACUCUUGUAGAGGAGACAGUGGAGGUCCGAUGCAAACAGCCGCCUACAUCAAUGGGGACACCCGGUAUGUUCAACAGGGUGUUGUGUCCUUCGGGCCGGCCUACUGCGGACUGGAGGGUUACCCUGGAGUUUAUACCAGAGUGGAAUUUUACAUGGACUGGGUGCUGGACAUUAUGAAACCCUAGAUGAAGAUUCAGUGCUCUCCAGUGCAAUCUCAAUGAUGGUUUUUGCGGAAAGAAGAUCAAUUCGAUAUUCUUAUCACGCAACUUUUCAAUUUGAGUCAUCAACUAUAGGUACAGGCAGGGCCAUCAUAUCAACAAGGCACUCAUCGAGGCACAUUGGUGCUCUGGGCUCAGCAGAAGUGCAAUGCUCGUGUCUCAGAUUUUAGCAACACCACGCAACAGUAACACUGAGUAUUAAUAUACUUUUUUCUGCAACCGACACAAAAGUCGUCCAUUUUGAUACCAAAAUUAGCUCUCAAAUUGAAGUUUCUAUUACUGACAAAAAAAUAGGUAUGUUGCUAGGCAACAGGAGCUAAAGUUGAAUUUUAGUUCCUAAGAGCUAAAGUUGAACUUCAGCUCCUAGGGACUAAAAAGGAUGUACUGGACGUCAUCAAGAAUAAACAACAUUGUGACGGUUGGUUAUUUGGGUUGAGACGCAUACCUGAUUUGUUUCCGAUUUCAGCAGAUUUGACAUUUCAUAUUCAUGCUGGAGAUAUAUAUACACCUUAGUAUAGUUUAGUAUUGGAAUUAUAAACAUCUCAGUUAGGUAUUUUUGUUUCGAUCAUCACGAGUAAAUCUAUAUACUGACGGUUUUAUUUUCAAAAAAUCUGGUAAACGAGUUGUCUUCAACUGCGCAAUCAAGAAUAGCGCCGGUUUGGUAUUUAGAACGAAUGAUAAUCACUUUGUUUUCACGUAAAAUUUCACGGUGGUUAUAUAAUAUUAUAACGAACGCAAAUAGAACAAUGUCUUAUAUUGAUCAAAUUAGGAACAAAUGUAGCACCUUGAUUGACAAGCGAUAUUUUUCGAGUCAAACAAAGUAACUCAUGAUCCGAAUAAUACAUACUUUUUCUGCAACCGACACAAAAGUCAUCCAUUUUGAUACCAAAAUUAGCUCUCAAAUUGACGUUUCUAUUACUGACAAAAAAAUAGGUAUAUGUUGCUAGGCAACAUAUUUAGUUCCUAGGAGCUAAAGUUGAAUUUUAGUUCCUAGGAGCUAAAGUUGAACUUUAGCUCCUAGGGACUAAAAAGGAUGUACUGGACGUCAUCAAGAAUAAACAACAUUGUGACGGUUGGUUAUUUGGGUUGAGACGCAUACCUGAUUUGUUUCCGAUUUAAGCAGAUUUAGCAUUUCAUAUUCAUGCUGGAGAUAUAAAUACACCUCAUUAUAGUUCAGUAUUGGAAUUAUAAACAUCUCAGCUAGGUAUUUUUGUUUUGAUCAGGGAAGCCUUCAAGAUUCAAAUACUUGCUUGAUCUGUAUUUCAUUCGUUAUUCUCGGGAUGGAUACCUUGUUUUUCGAAUACUCACUGCAAGCAAUAUAGUUUUUUGUCUCAAACAACGAUAUUGUUUACCUCUAUUUGAUUAUCAAGUCAAACACAGUGUAGUAUGGAGAGAAAUAAAUAAUCGCUAUUAU
This is a messenger RNA of Phaedon cochleariae (mustard beetle), 2891 nucleotides long. Lineage: Eukaryota; Metazoa; Arthropoda; Insecta; Coleoptera; Chrysomelidae. The record is from the annotation of a GenBank genome assembly.